AUGUCACAAAGAAAUGGCGCGCACAACACAGACCAUUUCACAACGGUGGAUGACCUGAUCAGAGAUCGUGCAGCCACCAUCCCAGACACUCCGCUCAUUACAUAUCCCAACUCCCGCGCAAGAUGCGCCGACUGGGUCGAGUACACGGCGCGCGACCUCGACGCCUACGCCGACGAGGCGGCCAAGGAAUUGAGUAGACUUGGUCUCAACCCCAAGCACAGAAAAAGCACCAAGAGCGAGGUGGUGGCUCUAUUGGGCCCUUCAGAUCUCGACUAUGCCAUCUCCAUGCUCGCUCUCACGCGCAUGGGCUUCGGGGUGCUUUUCCUGUCGACAAGGUUAGCAGUCGAGGCGUAUGCUUCACUGCUAGACAAGACCGAUUGUACACGCAUGCUGACCACACCAAAAUUCGUCGACAACACGGUCAAAGCCAUCCGGGAAGGGCGCGACCUUGAAACGUGGGAUAUUGUGGAAAAGUCCAUAUACUCACGCGAGUCCACGGGAAAGCAGUUCCAAAAGCAGACGGAAAUCCAAGACCAAGCAAACGCCGUCGCAUUCAUCGUGCACUCGUCAGGCAGCACGGGGCUACCAAAACCCAUCUUCCAGUCCCACCGAGCAUGCUUGGGCAACUACGCCCUCGGCAGCGGCAUGCGGGCGUUUGUGACGCUGCCACUUUUCCACAACAGCGGGCUGGCCAACACCUUCCGGUCCAUCGUGGCCGGCAAGUGCAUGGCACUGUACAACGCCUCCAUCCCCAUGACGAGCGCCAGUCUGGUCGAGGGCCUCGACCACAUCAAGCCCGAGACCUUCAACUGCGUCCCCUACGUCCUCAAGAUCCUCUCCGAGACCCCCGAGGGCCUCGCCGCCCUGGCCCGCUGCAAGAUGGUCGUCUACGCCGGCGCCGGCUGCCCAGACGACCUGGGAGACCUGCUGGUGGAAAAGGGCGUCAACUUCGUCUCGCACUAUGGACAGACCGAGAUGGGCCAGCUGAUGAUGUCGACGCGCCCGCCCGGCGACAAGGCCUGGAACUACGUGCGGCCUCUGCCCAACACAAGGCAGUUCAUCCACAUGGAUCCGCUCGGGGACGGCCAGUACGAGUGCGUGGUGCUCGACGGACUCGAGACCAAAGUCAUGUCCAACAGCGACUCCCCACCCAACUCAUACCGCACGCGCGACAUCUUUGUGAAGCACCCGACCAUCCCCGACGCGUGGAAGCCCGUCGGCCGCCUCGACGACCGUCUCACCCUCGUCAACGGCGAAAAGGUCCUGCCCAUCCCCAUGGAGGGCACCAUAUCGCAGAGCGAGCUCGUGCAUCAGUGUCUGAUCUUUGGCGUCGGGAGGGCUUUUCCAGGCUUGCUGGUCGUCAAGAGCGACAAGGUGCCGAGCGGGUGGACGCGGGAGCGGUACCUGGAUGCCAUAUGGCCUAGUGUGCAGCUGGCCAACCACAACGCCGAGAAGUUUGCGCAGAUCGACAGGGACAUGGUCGAGGUGCUCGAGGCGGAUGCUAACUACCCCCGGACGGACAAGGGGACCAUAAUCCGCGCGGCGUCGUACAAGCGGUUUGCGGAUUUGAUUGACGCCGUGUACACACGGUUUGAAGGCGGGUCGCUUGGCCCAGCAGGCAAAAACGGUACCCGGCAAAAGACGGAUGUCCAAGGAUACAAGAGCUACCUGACUGCCCUCUUCCGAGAACGCAUGGGCUUCAAAACGCUGCAGCUCGACACGGACUUUUUCAGUGCCGGAAUAGACAGCCUGCAGGCAAUCAUGGCACGGAGCCACAUGAUGCGCCAACUCGAUCUCGGCGGCGCUGUCCUGGGGCAGAACGUCGUCUUUGAGCACCCGACCAUCAACCAGUUGGCCGAGCACCUGUUCGUGGCAUCCCGCGCCACUCGCCACACGUCACCCACCACAGCCCCCGACGACCUUUCCACAUUCAUGUAUGACCUGGUCGCAAAGUACGGCAACUUCGAUCCCUUUUUGCCCGGCACCAAAACCCCACAAGCCGACACCAUCCUCCUCACCGGCGCCACGGGCUCUCUAGGCGCACACAUCCUCGCCCAGCUCCUUCCCUUCCCCCACGUCCGCCACGUAUACUGCCUAGUCCGCGCCCCCGACGCAGCAGCCGCCACGGCCCGCGUCUUUUCCUCCCUUUCGGACCGCGGGCUGGGCGACUGCAUCACGCCCGCCCUCUCGUCCAAAGUCAUCGCCCUACCAUCCGACCUAUCCCGUCCCGACCUAGGCCUUGCCCCGGCCGUGUUAUCCGGCCUGCGCUCCACGCUGACGGGGGUGAUUCACUCGGCCUGGGCCGUCAACUUCAACCUGGGCGUGUCAUCGUUUGCAGCGACGCACAUUGCCGGCGUGCAAAACCUCCUCAAGCUCGCCCUGUCGGUCCCCUUCCGCCAGCCCGCCCGCUUCGCGUUCAUCUCGUCCGUGUCGGCCGCCAGCGGAACGCCGCUGCCCGCGCGCAUCGCGGAGCGGUACGUCGCGGACCCCCGCCACGCGCAGGGCAUCGGAUAUGCGCAGUCGAAAUGGGUGGCGGAGCACUUGGUGCGGCGGGCGGCCGAGGGUGGCGGGGUGGCGUUCCGGGUGCUCAGGACGGGGCAGGUGGUGGGCGACAGCAGGCAAGGGCGGUGGAAUGCCACCGAGGCGAUCCCGCUCAUGCUGAGGGCUGCCGAGACGAUGGGGGCGCUGCCGAGGCUGGACGAGAGGCCGAGCUGGAUCCCCGUCGACGUGUGCGCGCGGGCGGUGGUCGAGCUGAGCGGGGUGGAGCGGCCGUUUGGGGACGCGGCGGAGGAGGCGGAGGACGGAGCCCACGUGGUGUACCACGUCCUCAACCCGCGGACCUUUUCGUGGGCGGACGAGCUGCUGCCUGCGCUGCGGCGGCCGGACUGCGGGCUGAAGUUUGAAGAGGUCGGGCAGCGCGAGUGGGUGGCGCGGCUGCGAGCGGCCGCCGAGGCUGACGAGGCGGUCGGCAAGCACCCGACCGUCAAGCUCUUGGAUUUCUUCGCGGGCAAGUACGACAAUGACAAGCCUGGGCGGAGCGGGCUGGUGUUUGAGACGGAGAAGACUGGGGGGAGGAGUCGGGCUAUUCGUCAGGGGUUUGAUGUUAUCGGGAGCGGGCUGAUGGGGAAGUGCGUGGCGUCUUGGAGGAGCAAUGAUUGGAAAUAG
Molecule: messenger RNA, 3165 nt
Organism: Pyricularia oryzae 70-15
Lineage: Eukaryota; Fungi; Ascomycota; Sordariomycetes; Magnaporthales; Pyriculariaceae
Exons: 2
Coding region: 1-3165 (1054 amino acids)
Molecular function (GO): phosphopantetheine binding
Source: RefSeq, a predicted model, not a curated record